Molecule: messenger RNA, 1355 nt
Organism: Herpailurus yagouaroundi (jaguarundi)
Lineage: Eukaryota; Metazoa; Chordata; Mammalia; Carnivora; Felidae
Gene: ZNF589
Product: zinc finger protein 589
Biological process (GO): regulation of transcription by RNA polymerase II
Cellular component (GO): nucleus
Molecular function (GO): RNA polymerase II cis-regulatory region sequence-specific DNA binding; zinc ion binding; DNA-binding transcription activator activity, RNA polymerase II-specific
Source: RefSeq, a predicted model, not a curated record
ACGAUUGACGGGCUAGAUCUUAACUGUAAGACAAGGAAGAAGAACCCAGUGAACUUUUCCUGUGAAUACUUUGGGAACUUCCUUUCUUCAGCAGAAUCAAAUCCAGAAGUCCAUCCCUGGCCCUCCUGCCCUCUGGCCUUUGACGAGCAGCAAUUUCUUAGUCAACAUGAGCUGCGCAGUCGUCCUAUUCCAGAUUUGCACUCAGUAAAUCCACUCCGACCAGGAGAUUCUUGCCCAGAGUAUCAGCAGCGGCAGCAACAGCAUUCUGAUGAAAACAACCGGGGGGCCAAAGCAGACAAUCAAGCAAGGGGAGAUUCUAAAUCCUUGUCUGGGAGUAUAACUGAGAGGGGGACUCCCCUAGUUCACCCCAGCUCCCAGACAGGCAAUUGAGUGUUGAAGGUACAACUCAGGCCAGCCCCUAGGACAUGCUCUGGGAAAGCGCACAAGGUUCUUGAGAGGGUAGAAGCCUGAGGAUUUGGAGCAGUGGAGUUUGGAGAGCGUGGACUAGAUUUCAGCCAGAAGACAAACUUACUCAGACACAAGGCAGUCACAGGGGAAACACGCGUGUGCAGGGAGUGUGGGCGAGGCUUCGGUGGGAAGUCACAUUUCAUCAGACAUGAGAGGACACACACAGGGGAAAAGCCUCAUGGGUGCGGGGAGUGUGGGCAAGCUUUUAGCUGCAAGUCACAUGUCAUCAGACACCAGAGAACACACACAAGGGAGAAUGUGUGCACAGUGUAUAGGUGAGGCAUUACGGAAAAAUCAGACCUCAUGAAGCACCAGAGGAUUCACACAGGAGAUAAGCCUUAUGUGUGCAGGAACUGUGGCUGUGGCUUUAGGGUGAAAUCAUACCUCAUCACCCACCAGAAGAUGCAUCCUGGGGAGGAGACUUGUGUGUGUGUGUGAGCUUUUAGCCACAAGACAGUCCUCAGCACACAGCAGAGGACACACACAGGAGAGGAGCCUUACAAGUGCAUGGUGUGUGGGCAAGGCUUUAGCCACAAGUCUACUCUCAGCACACAUCAAAGGACACACUCAAGGGAAAGGCCUUAGGUGUACAAGGAGCAAGGGUGUGACCUAGCAACAAGUUAUCCAUCAGACACACCAGAGGACACACACAGGGGAGAAGUCUUGAUUGUAAGGGAAUGUGGGCUAGGCGUUAGCUGGGUAUCACUCCUCAUUACACAGCAGAGGAUAUGCUCAGGGAGAAAUCUUAUGUACAGGGAGUGAGGGUAUAGUGUUAGCUGGAGGUGGCCUCUUAAGAAACACUGAGACUCAGGAGCCUGGGUGGUUUAGUGGGUUAAACACCUGGCUCUUGAUUUCAGCUCAGGUCAUGAUCUCUCAGUUCAUGAGAU